This is a messenger RNA of Physcomitrium patens, 2424 nucleotides long. RefSeq names its product putative transcription factor PosF21. Gene Ontology annotation, biological process: regulation of DNA-templated transcription. Gene Ontology annotation, molecular function: DNA-binding transcription factor activity. Lineage: Eukaryota; Viridiplantae; Streptophyta; Bryopsida; Funariales; Funariaceae. Gene Ontology annotation, cellular component: nucleus. The record is from RefSeq and is a predicted model, not a curated record.
GGGAUUCCGUGAAGUGGGAGUUAGGGAUAGCAGGGUAGCAUGCCGACAGCAUCUGGUCGAUGCAGGCGUACCUUCACCUUCACCUUCACCGACGAGGCUGCGGUAGCAGUGCGGGGGAGGGGGCUGUGGGGGAGUGGGUGAGUAGCAAGCUGGGUGAUAACCGUGAGGUGAGGUGCGGUGAGGGAUUUGGGUUGCGGGGUUGAGAGCGGGACGUAGUGAUGGAAGGGGCAGGCAAAGGCUUCGAUGCGAGGUUUGUGGGACGGGUGCAGUCGGAAUUUGGCGGGGCGAGCGGGGUGAAGGGGUGCGGGAGCACUCCCACGAUCAAUGCUGCGGCGCAUCCUCCGCAUCCCACACAGUCUCAGCUGCACCAGUCGCGGUAUGUGGGAUACCCGUCGACGCCUCACCCGUUCACUGUGAAGAGGGAGGCGUCUCCGUCUGUGUCCGAGUCGUCAAUGAGAUCGAGGGAGUCUUACUCGGUGGAGGCGAGCAUGCAAGACGCGGUGACGUCGCCCAGCCCCGCAAGCGUUUCGGGGUCGGGGCAGGGUCGUGGGAUGGGCAGUCUGGGGCCGAAUUUUAGCACAGAUGUGAAUCAGAUGCCGGACACCCCUCCGCGACGAAGAGGGCACCGGCGUGCGCAGUCGGAAAGCGCAUUCCGAGUUGCGGACGAUGCGUCGUUCGAGAGCGAGGGUGGGGUGCAGGGAUCGGAGAUUCCGACCGUUUCCGACGACGGUGCAGAGGACCUGUUUUCGAUGUACAUUGACAUGGAGCAGAUAAACAGUUUGAUCGGGACAUCGGAGCAAGCGGGUGCAAUGAAAUCGGGUGGUGAAGGGGACAAUGCGCCUCCUCCGCCUGGUCAUCAUGCUCGGAGUUUGUCCGUGGACGGAGGGCUGGGGAACUUGACCGGCAACAGGACGGGCGUGGGUGUGGGUGUGGGUGGUGGUGGUGGUAGCGGUUCGAUGGCAUCGGAAGGUCGGCGGGCGCGGCACCAGCACGUUAGCUCGAUGGACGGGUCGAGCUGCUUCAAACACGACCUGUUUGGCGAAUUCGGAGGGGACACGAAGAAAGUGGUGGCUUCGGCGAAGCUGUCGGAGAUAGCGCUGGUCGAUCCGAAGCGUGCCAAGAGGAUAUUGGCGAAUCGGCAAUCUGCAGCCCGUUCGAAGGAGCGGAAGGUGCGAUACAUCUCGGAACUGGAACGCAAGGUGCAGGGCCUGCAAGCAGAAGCCAAAACGCUGUGUGCCCAACUUGCGAUGCUGCAGAAGGAAACAGGUGGUCUGGCGACGGAGAAUGGCGAGCUGAAGUUGCGGCUGCAGGCUAUGGAGCAACAAGCUCAUCUACGUGAUGCGUUGAACGAAGCGUUACGAGAAGAGGUUCAGCGGCUGAAAGUAGCAACAGGUCAAGUGAGCAGCGGGAGCGGGCAGAGUUUGAGCAUGGGCGGCCAGCACGUGUUUCAGAUGCAGAGUCAAUCGUUCAAUCCGCAACAGUUGCAGCAAGCGCAACCAGCGUCGAACAAUGCGGCGGCUUCGGCGGCGCAGCAGCAGCAGGGAGCGCAGCAGCAGAUGCAUUCGGAUUACUUGCAGCGCGGGGCAUACAAUGUGUCGAGCGGUUUCAUGAAAAGCGAAGAAGCGAGCAUGGCAGUGAGUCAUGCGAGCAGUGCGUCGUUUGGGUGAUGGGUGCGGUGGAGAGGCACAGGCGAUUUGGAGAAGAGAAGGCACCCGAAGAAGGCAGCCGGAGGCUGCGAUUCUUGGUGGUUGCAGGACGCAGUGUCCGGGACAAACCUGAGAGGGUCGGGCGUGGAAGUCCUCGUCCGAGUGAUUCACACCGAAGUAGCUUGAUGCUGCGGUGACCAAGCUUUCGAAGCAGGUUCGGUGGGGUGGGUUUGGCUGUGGAAGAGGGAGGGGUCGGGAUGCGGAGAUGACAUGCGCAGCGAGGUGAACGUGAGGGAGGUGGAGGUGGAGGUGAAGGCGGGGGGUAGGACGCGACGCGGACGUGUGGUGAUGUUGGUGGGACGGGACGGGAGCAGUGAAAGCGCGGUGGGGUGCAGAGAGGUGUGCUGGUGCAGUGUGGGGACGAUGGGCGUGUGACAGACACAUGAUGACAUGCCUGUGCCGACUAUGCACUAUGUUAGAUUUCAACAUAGAGUUGGUAACCUUUGGAGUAGAUAAAUUUCACUUGUAUAUUAUGUCAUGUAAUCAUGGAUCAUAUAGAAGUCGUAACACUUAUUAAAUAUACAUCUAAUAUGUUCAUGUUCAAAAUUUAGUUGUACCAAUAGGCCAGGUACUUUAGACUAAGUUCAUUGUGUUGGUGAACACUUUCAUUUGACCAAGGUUUUUUUACAAUCUAAAAUGUGUUCUUAAUUUUAACACAAAUAUGUAAAAUAAAGUUUAAGUAUUGUGAAUACGUAAUAAAGUAAGAAUUAAGAGAAAA